CGUUUUAUGACCAUUUAUUAUAGUUCAUUCCAUUUCUAAAGACAUAAUGAUAACAUUUAUCGACAGUUCAUGUUGAUAAGCCCAAAUACUAACCUAUUAUUCCACUUUUCCCAAGAAUUUUUUUGUCGAUGCAAUAAACGGGAAAUAUGGCGGAUUUUUGAUUGGUCGUGACCUGCUUUCUUGAUCACGCAUGUGCAGAACCUUACAACUUCCGGUACAAUGCAAGCCUAAACGAAAUAAGAAAUCUAAACGGUUAUAUAUUACCAUGCAGAAAGAAGAAAAACAAUUAGAAUCAUCGCUAGCUGAUAUUACAGCAAAAGUAGCAGACAUCAAGAAUGCUUUGGCUUCAUUUUUAUAUAAGCUGGAAAAUGAAUUUGCAACAUUGAAUUGGCCAACUAUGCUGGAUAAUUUUGCCCUGAUAUCAAGUAAUAUGAAUUCACUAAGUAGAGUAUUAAGAGGAGAUAGAAUACCGGCAUUAAGAAAUUUCACACUUUUUCCAGUUUUAUUAUCCCCAGAUACAGAUCAAGAGCUAGCGAAAUUAACAGAAGGUAGAUUAUUUAUGUGUAAUCAUGAAGUUGUACCAGAUUAUUUACGCACCAAACCAGAGACAGAGGUAGAAGACAAAAUAAAUCAACUUCACACAAAGGCAAACAGUAUUACUUCGGAUAAUGCACAGAAACAACUGAAUAAUCUGAAUAAAAUAACAAGUAAUAUACUAGAUAUUAUCAACUCCUACAGGGAAGAAUGGGAUAAUGAUUCAAAACAAAAAACUCAACAACCACAGACUUCUUCCCAGUCAGAGACAAAUACAUUAAUAGCAGCGAUAUCUAUGGGAAAAGGUUUACGUCUACAAUCACAGAUGCCUCAACAAUCGCAACAACCUAGUCCUGGCAUGCAACAGCAAAGUCAAAAACCAAUGCCUGUUGGUAAAAUGCAGAGUUCUGUUAAGACAACAAUUAGAGCUGGUUCUGCUGGUCAUCCAUAUCCACGGCCCUGAAAUCUAGAAGCAAUUUUUCCUACUGGACAAAUCUAUAAACCUACACAAGCAAAAUGGAAUAUGUUUUGUACUGUUGCCAGGUUAUGUUGGGAUUAUGUCAAGAAGACUCAUGGUUCAAUCAUGUAAUAUAACCAUACACUACAUGGUGCCUAACAUACCCAAAGACAAUCAUGCAUUGACAUGUAUUUAUUUAUUACUCAGAAAAUGGAUAACAAAUUCCUUUUAAAAAGGUGGUUAUUGCAUCAUAUUCUGUUUGAUUAUUUACCAAGCUGCAUAUUACUAUUACUUUUGUAUAAAGAGGUAUUGUUUCGUAUAAUCUAUUGGAAAGCACAAAUGUACAUAAAUAAAUAAACAAAUGGAGGAAUAAAUCAAG
Messenger RNA from Patella vulgata (common limpet), 1370 nucleotides. Its product is annotated as mediator of RNA polymerase II transcription subunit 8. Gene Ontology annotation, cellular component: core mediator complex; mediator complex. Gene Ontology annotation, biological process: regulation of transcription by RNA polymerase II. The record is from RefSeq and is a predicted model, not a curated record. Gene Ontology annotation, molecular function: transcription coregulator activity; RNA polymerase II cis-regulatory region sequence-specific DNA binding. The coding region runs from base 191 to 997 and encodes 268 amino acids. The transcript is spliced from 7 exons. NCBI's taxonomy places the organism in Eukaryota, Metazoa, Mollusca, Gastropoda, Patellidae.